UCAAACCUCAACUGUAAGAAGCGCCGGUCAGCGUCUGUGCGGUCGCCGCCGGGAGUCGCCUCACAGGGGCCUGGCUGACCGCGACCAGCCGUUGUGGGGAAGCGUGCGAGGUAAAAGUCAGUGCCUAGAGAAGCAGGUCUGGCAGUCAUCAGCAUGUCUCGGAGGAGGUUUGAUUGCCGAAGUGUCUCUGGCUUGCUAACUACAACCCCUCAAACACCGAUGAAAACAGAGAAUUUUAAUAAUUUCUAUACGCUUACCCCGAAAGAACUUGGGAGAGGAAAAUUUGCUGUGGUUAGACAAUGUAUAUCAAGAUCAACUGGACAGGAGUAUGCUGCCAAAUUUCUGAAAAAGAGAAGAAGAGGGCAGGAUUGCCGGGCAGAGAUUCUGCAUGAGAUAGCUGUGCUGGAGCUGGCCAGGUCUUGUCCCCACGUGAUUAAUCUGCACGAGGUCUACGAAAAUGCAACCGAAAUCAUUUUGGUGUUAGAAUACCAGCUCUACAUGACACUCUGGUUUCAGUGGAGUGAUCUGUCAGUUCUGCUUAAACCUGCUAAUACCACACCUGGCAGUAGUUUGCCUCAGAAUAUACUUUUGAGCAGUAUAUACCCACUUGGGGACAUAAAAAUUGUAGAUUUUGGAAUGUCUCGAAAAAUUGGAAAUGCAUGUGAGCUUCGGGAAAUCAUGGGAACACCUGAAUACUUAGCUCCAGAAAUCCUCAACUAUGAUCCCAUUACCACAGCAACAGAUAUGUGGAAUAUUGGCAUAAUAGCGUAUAUGUUGUUAACUCAUACAUCACCAUUUGUAGGAGAAGAUAAUCAAGAAACAUAUCUGAAUAUUUCUCAAGUAAAUGUAGAUUAUUCAGAAGAAAUGUUUUCAUCAGUUUCACAACUGGCCACAGACUUCAUCCAGAGCCUCCUAGUAAAGAAUCCAGAGAAAAGACCAACAGCAGAGUCCUGCCUUUCCCAUUCAUGGCUGCAGCAGUGGGACUUUGGAAGCUUGUUUCAUCCUGAGGAAACUUCAGGUUCCUCUCAAAUUCAGGAUCUGACCCUCAGGUCCUCAGAGGAUAAGACCCCCAAGUCCUCCUGUAAUGGAAGCUGUGGAGACCGGGAGGACAAGGAAAACAUCCCUGAGGAUGGCAGCUUAGUUUCUAAAAGAUUUCGAUUUGACGACUCCUUGCCCAGCCCCCAUGAACUCGUUCCAGAUUUGUUCUGUUAGCAUUUUUCUCUGUGACUCAUCUGGACUGACUUGGAAAUUUGAAAUCUUCUCUGGUGUGAGAUUGUGUUUGUAGCCUCAUAUAUAAUAUGUUUAUAUUAUAAAUGCACUUUUGCUUAGAAGAACUUAAGGAACAGUUUGAAUGCUAGGCUUCUAUUAGCUAGCAUAUCAUUUCCUAUCCUGAAAUUAUUUUAUAGAGAAAAAUAUUUAAAUAUAUGACAAAAAUAUAAAUUGUGCAUGCAACUGAAAGAAUUCAAAUUCAGCCAAACUUAUAAAAUGGGUUAUAUUAUGGUUAGUAAAGAUUGAACAAACUGAAAACAGGAAUUUAGUAGGUUCUCUCUAAGGUAAGCCCUAUACCAUAACUCUAUUAACAGAGAAUUUGUUUGGGGAAAUGCUGUCAAGGGUAAACCACAAUAUGUACUGCAUUAUAACUACUCCAGAGACAUUUUUUAAUGGAAAAUGUUUCCCAGUCACCAAUAGCUUGAAACUACGGUUUUCUUUGUGUGCCAUGCACUCCAUGAGAGGGCACAGUCAACCAGAGCAGGGAGGAAGUCAGACUGAUCCAGGCUGUUUCUCUGCAAACUGACUCAAAGCUUGACGUCAUUUCCAACUCAUGUAUUUUGUACAUACAUCAUCUAUCAGAUCUAGUAAGAUCUGCAAGAUACAUGGUAUCAAAAUAAAAGAGGCCUUCAUCCUGUAGAGUUAUCAGAGUAGAGGAGAAUUGGAUAGUACCAAAUGUGUUCUAAUUUCAGUCAGACAUAUUCAUAAAGGGAAAUGUUAAAUUCAGGCAGCUGACUUAGUGUUGGGUGCCUCCUAAGUCUCAGGAUACAAGCCCAUCGUUUAGAGCAUAGGCACUUCUGGAGUUCUUGUGUGAAAUUCUAGUGAGUGAGGAAGAGUGACAUGCAGCUGUCUUCAGACUCCCUGUGUAUGUGUUCUGCUGAACACAACACAUGAGAGUGUCCAGUGUUGUCCGUGGUCAAUAUCUAUGUUCAAUCCUGAUGGGAGGGGCCUGGGGACUGCCUUGGAGAUUUCCCACUGGUGUCCAUUUUAAGGUCUGUAAUAACAUCAUGUUAAGAUAACAUCUCAUAAAUAUGCCACUCUAUCAGAUUCCAUUGCCAAAACAAAUGAAAAGCCUCUGUAUUGAAGUUGGUGUUAGUCUAACAACCUGUAAAUUCUUGAAAUUGUUAAUAAAAUUCCAAAUUCUUUAGAUAACUUUAAACUAUUUAAAUUGAGCAUUGGUGUCUUUGUUUGACUAAACGUUGAGUUCCUUUUACAUCUUUGUUAUUUUUAAAGGAAAAGUUGUUUGCCUUUUGUAUAUGUAUGUGCAUAUGUGUAUGUGUACAGGUAUAUGUAUAUAUGUAUAGAUAGAUAAAAUAUAGCCUUUAAACAGUUACAUGUUAGAUAUUCUUGUGUUUUAUGCUCAACUCAGGUGCCAAAGGAGCCCUCUUAUCUGAAUAAUAAGUAUGCACAUACAUUCUUUAAGAAGUAGUCUGUUGGUCCAAGAAGCCAAACACUGAAGAUGCUAAAUUUAACUCUUGUGUUUCUGAAAUCGAGAAGCUGUUGGUAAAUUAUUGAUUGCUUUUGUACUUUCCAUCAGUGUUAAUUCAGGUAAAGUCAUUAGUCAGUCAUUAGGAAAUGUGGUUACUUUCCCAAAUGGUGAUAUUUUAUUGAAAAACUUUAAAAAGUAUUAUGCCAGAUGCCAAAAGUAAGCAUUUGAAAAUUUAAUUUUAAGUCACUUGUGUAAAAUUACAUUUUAUUGUCUGUAUUUUUUUCUGAAGAAUUCUGAGAUAGUUUGUGUGUUUCCCUUAGUUAAUGGGCUACUAAGUUGUAAAUUCUCAUACCUUUCCUUGGAACAUUGUUUAUUGUAAAACAGUAGCUAGUGGUUGUACACAAUAAAAAACAGUUUUUCCAUAAAAGCAAAUUUACAAAUUUGCCAUGUUGAAGUGUGGAAAUAAAUGUCUUUUGAGAGAAUUAA
Molecule: messenger RNA, 3184 nt
Organism: Grammomys surdaster
Lineage: Eukaryota; Metazoa; Chordata; Mammalia; Rodentia; Muridae
Gene: Stk17b
Product: serine/threonine kinase 17b
Exons: 8
Coding region: 154-1212 (352 amino acids)
Biological process (GO): intracellular signal transduction; positive regulation of apoptotic process; protein phosphorylation
Cellular component (GO): nucleus
Molecular function (GO): protein serine/threonine kinase activity; ATP binding
Source: RefSeq, a predicted model, not a curated record